AUGGAGAAAAAUCAGACGUCGUUGAUACUCACAGUCUCACACAACCGUAUCGAUCAUUCUUCUAACCUUAAAAAGAAGACAUUAUCCAAUAAUGAGAUUCUAAGAACUGUUUGGGUCUCGGAUAAGCGAGCCUGCUUUGUUGUAGGCCAUAGCUGGUUCUGUGACACGGCUAGGCGAAAACCAUCAAAUUUCGAGUCUCAAAAUCGUCUUCAGCCACUUCUGUUGGCUUUGUUAAUCGAGCAACGAUAUGUUGGUAAAGGAGUUCUCCAUAUUCUUUCCGAGUUAAGCUAUCUACCACGAAAAGAAUUUAACGAAAUUAACACGAACAAGUGA
Dovyalis caffra is the source of this 333-nucleotide messenger RNA. Lineage: Eukaryota; Viridiplantae; Streptophyta; Magnoliopsida; Malpighiales; Salicaceae. The record is from the annotation of a GenBank genome assembly.